GGGUCACGCUGAGUCUCCCCAGGCCCUCCAUUUUAGAAUACUAAACUUUAUCAUCUAGAAGUCUGCGAUUUACUCUGUCUUAAUUUGGUGUUUGAUGGCACUGAAGUUUUGCACAAGUUUGUCGUUUAUGUUUCAAGAAUGCAGUGAUCUAAAGGACCGUUACAAAGCAGCAAAGAAUGCAGGCUUCGAUGCGGUAGAAUGCGGUAACCCAUAUGUGGAAUCGAUAAACGAGUUAGUACGUGCAAAGGAAGAUGCCGAUGUCCAACAGAUUUUGAUAAAUAGCUUUGUAGGUGAUACAAAAGGCCUGACAGCUGUCCCAAUGCAAGAGGAGGAUUUCAGACAGUCAUUAGAACUGUCAAUCAAAUAUGCUGAAGCACUCAAAUGUAAAAGAAUCCAUACCCCUUGUGGAGCUAUGAGCAAAGAAGAAGCACAGAUUCCUGAGGUGAAACAACGGUGGGAGUCCACUUAUAUUAGAAAUUUGAGAUAUGCAGCAGAGCGACUGAAGCAGGUUGGGAUAAUGCUGCUAAUAGAACCAGUCACAACUAUUCCAAACUGCUUUCUCACAAGAACAGACCAAGCCAUAGAUAUCAUCAAAAAAGUAGACCAUCACAACAUAAAACUUCUUCUUGACUUGUUCCAUGCUCAGAGGGGACAUGGGAACCUGACACAGACACUCACAGACUAUAUGCCAUACAUCGGACAUAUCCAGAUCAGCCAAGUCCCAUCUCGCCAUGAACCAGAUUCUGACGGGGAGAUCAACUACCCAUUCAUCUUUCACACUAUUGCAAAGUUAGGCUACAAAGGUUGGAUAGGAUGUGAAUACACACCUAGAGGUAAAACUGAAGAUGGGUUAAGGUGGCUUGCUCCCUACAGAGUAUAGAUAAUUUUAUUAUAUGCAGUGAAAUAGUAAAGUUCAUCAUUAAUAAGUAAGUUGUGUAUAGUGUAGCAAAUAUUUGACUGUAUAGGGUUUAAUAUUUAUUUCAAAGUGCCUUUAUUUUAUUUGUAAAGUUGUUUGUAAUAUUAUGUUUUUCCUUCUUCGCUCAGAAUGUAGACUCUUUUUAAUGUGGUAAAAUGCAGCAAAUAUUUGACUGUAUAGGAUUUAAUAUUUAUUUCAAAGUGCCUUUAUUUUAUUUGUAAAGAUAAUUAUUCUAUUUGUAAAGUUGUUUGUAAUUUUAUGUUUUUCCUUUUUUGCUCAGAAUGUACUCUUCUUUUAAUGUGGUAACCUGGACAUUCCAAUCAAAAUCCAAAAUACAUGAUGCUAUAGAGUGGAAUCCUAAUAUUUUGAAAAUAAAUUACUACAAACUAGGAAAUAGGCUCUUUUUCCAGCGCGUCUCUGUGAGCCCACAGUACGUAAAAUGCUGAGGAAAAUAUAACACAUUCCCCAUCUA
This is a messenger RNA of Nematostella vectensis (starlet sea anemone), 1388 nucleotides long. Its product is annotated as putative hydroxypyruvate isomerase. NCBI's taxonomy places the organism in Eukaryota, Metazoa, Cnidaria, Anthozoa, Actiniaria, Edwardsiidae. The transcript is spliced from 9 exons. Gene Ontology annotation, molecular function: hydroxypyruvate isomerase activity. Gene Ontology annotation, biological process: glyoxylate metabolic process. The coding region runs from base 95 to 880 and encodes 261 amino acids. The record is from RefSeq and is a predicted model, not a curated record.